Bombina bombina (fire-bellied toad) is the source of this 2414-nucleotide messenger RNA. RefSeq lists its product as uncharacterized. Gene Ontology annotation, biological process: immune response. Bases 51 to 2204 code for a protein of 717 amino acids. Gene Ontology annotation, cellular component: external side of plasma membrane. The transcript has 22 exons. Lineage: Eukaryota; Metazoa; Chordata; Amphibia; Anura; Bombinatoridae. The record is from RefSeq and is a predicted model, not a curated record.
CUAUAAAUUUACUGUCAAACGGUCUUCUGAAACAGAUUGGCGGAUUUAUAAUGGCAGUACUGUUCUUGGAUCCACCCCCAGGGAGCUUGCCAGCAGAUAAUGAACCAAUAAGAAAAGAAAAACUGUUGUACAAAGAUCAAAUAAGCCAUCAUCUAUUGGAAAAAUUGAUGAGCUUUGUUCAGUCCAGAGGUGCAGUAGAGGAGCGCUGCCCCAGCUGCGCCGAAGGACGAGCCUUCAUCAAAGAACAGUUUGGAUUAGGGGAAAUUGAAGAUACUGGCAAUUAUACAGCAAAUCCUGUUUUAAUUUCUACAUUCAAAAGAAAAAUGAAAUAUCGGUCAUCAUAUGAAUAUUUUUGCAAGAAUAUUGAGGAAAUAACUGGUAAAGCUUUUGAUGAGCAUGGACGAGAUUCUGAUGCAGAUUCUCAGUUUAAAACCUGGAGUGAGAAAGCGCCCAAAGUUCCUGAAGGCAAUAACAAAAUGCAACAAAAUGCAGGGAAGAUCAAAAAAAAGAAAACUUUUGUCUCUGUGCUACACACAUUGACUUGUCUGAUGCUCAUAUAUCAGAAUGGUAGCUCCAGCUUAGAAGAAAUUCUAAACGAAAAUGAUGAUGACAUGAAUGCAUUAAAUAACCAACUGAAAGAAAAGAAAACUUUUGUCUCUGUACUACACACAUUGACUUGUCUGACGCUCAUAUAUAAGAAUGGUAACUCCAGCUUAGAAGAAAUUCUAAACGUAAAUGAUGAUGAUAUGAAUGCAUUGAAUAACCAACUGAAAGAUGCAAGGAACCAGAACUAUCCUAUAAUCUGCUACAAUUAUUUGUUUUGCAAAUGUCAAGAUGGCCAACCACACUCUUCAGGAGAUUUAAUGGAAGACAACAAAAAUAGGAAUAAGCAAAACAGUGAAAAAAUAAAUAAAAAACGAUCACGGCAAGAACAAUAUAUUUCAAGUAAAGAAUUUCAAAAAACUUCAAAACUUGAUUUUUUAAAUCAAAUAAACAGCAUUGGAAGAACAUUCAAAUGGCUAUUUCUGUGUCUGCAGCUACUGCUUAGCAUUCCUGUAUCCACUUGUGGUUAUCACAGCCUGAGCUAUUACCAUUCUGGAGUGUCAGAGCGCUUCCCAGGUCUACCACAAUUUAUGGCAGUGGGGUAUAUAGAUGACGAACAGAUAGACAGCUACAACAGUGAUACAAGGGAGCUCAUACCUGUGACUAAAUGGAUACAAAAUAACACAGAUGUUUCUUACUGGAAGAGGCAGACAACUUAUCGCAGAGGAUGGGAAGAGGUGUUCAAAGAAGAUCUGAUGAUCUUAAAUGGCCGUUUCAAUCACACUGAAGGCCUCCACACAUUUCAGCUGAUGUAUGGCUGUGGGCUGGAUGAUGAUGAAAAUACAGUGGGGUAUUAUCAGUACGGUUAUGACGGUGGUUAUUUUAUUGAUCUGGAUCUGAAUAGACUAUUGUGGGUGCCUUACACAAAUGAGGCUCAAAUAAGCACUCAGAGAUGGAACAGGGAACAGCAUGUCGCCAACAGAGUCCAUAGCUAUCUCAAAAAUGGAUGUAUUAAAGCUCUGAAGAACUAUAUCAGUCUUGCUGGAAAAGAGAGGAAAGUUGUCCCUCAAGUGAAGGUUUCCGGUCACCAAUCAGACGCUGUAACAAAGCUUCACUGCCGGGUGUACGGGUUUUACCCUAAAGCUGUGGAUGUCAAGUGGGUGAAGAAUGGAGAAAUCGAUUUAAUGUCAGAGGAGGCAACACAGGUCCUCCCCAACCCUGAUGGGACCUAUCAGCUCAGGGUCACUGUGGAAGUGAUACCUAAGGACGGGGACAGUUUCUCCUGUCAUGUGGAUCACAGCAGCCUGAAGGAGCCACUUACUGUGCUUUGGGAACCAAAGAAAACUUCCCCUCUGAACAUUGCUGUUGUUGGAUCUAUCCUCCCUUGCGUUAUUUCUGCUGCUGUUGCUGGAUACUUUAUGAUCAGAAAGAAAAUGUUUGCUUGUUAUGAAAAGAAGAAGCUUGUUUAUUACAUUGUUACAGAGAAGGAUUCACCUUGCAACUAUUCUCCUCCCAGUAAAAUUGAUGCAAAUGAAGAUUCACCCGACACAAAUUUAAUUCCCUAUAAACCUGAAACUGAGUGUUCCUCUUCAACCUCAUCCACUGAGUCCUCUGAAAGCAGCACAUUAUCCACCAACUCAUCCACUGCUCCAAUGGUUUAAAAGAGAAAAGCAAAGUCGAUCUGGAAGAAUUCAUUUAUGUGCAGAUACUGAAUAACAUUUUUUUUUUUAAUAAAAUCCAGUGAGCACCUGCUUUACUACUGAUGGCUGUUGAAAUCUGAUUAGGAGAGUGCACAUUUUUGGAAGAAAAACAUUCAAAUAACUUGAAAAAUUAAACUAUUAUCAAUUUUUCUUCGUUCUCUUGGUAUCUUU